This is a messenger RNA of Anisakis simplex (herring worm), 405 nucleotides long. The record is from the annotation of a GenBank genome assembly. NCBI's taxonomy places the organism in Eukaryota, Metazoa, Nematoda, Chromadorea, Rhabditida, Anisakidae.
UUGUGUGAUAGUGAUGAACCGGCUGAGGCAUCCGUAUUCUGUGAGCAAUGUGACAUCUACUAUUGUCAGCCGUGUCAAUCAUCCUUACAUCCAGCCCGAGGGCCACUCGCCACUCAUAAACUAGUACAUCCUUCGGCCAGACGUCCGCCACGUUGUCCCGCAUCGGUGACCGCAAUCAAGGAAUCGAAAUGCCUCAGUCACCCAACCGAACUGCUCUCGAUGUAUUGUGUCGUCUGUCGGAUGGCCAUAUGUGGUGUUUGCUUACAAGAGAUUCGACACACAAACCAUGAUGUUCAGAGCCUUGAGAAAACGUGCAAAACACAGAAACAACCCAAAAUGGGUGCUGAUAUCUCGAGUCUUACCUCUACAGCUGUUUGCUGUCGCCGCAUCGACAUUUCCUUCUAA